Humulus lupulus (European hop) is the source of this 2008-nucleotide messenger RNA. RefSeq names its product polyol transporter 5-like. NCBI's taxonomy places the organism in Eukaryota, Viridiplantae, Streptophyta, Magnoliopsida, Rosales, Cannabaceae. Gene Ontology annotation, cellular component: membrane. Gene Ontology annotation, molecular function: carbohydrate transmembrane transporter activity. Gene Ontology annotation, biological process: transmembrane transport. The coding region runs from base 95 to 1756 and encodes 553 amino acids. The transcript is spliced from 2 exons. The record is from RefSeq and is a predicted model, not a curated record.
UUGAGAAACAUCACCACCAGAGAGGUCAGCGUGUUCUUGCCACACGUCAAUAAAAGCUUUUGGCAUUUUUCUCUUCCCUACAACCGAACCGAUUAUGUCAUUCACCUCUUCUCUGGAUCCAAACAAGGACAAUCCUUAUCACCCUCUUCCUCCUGAUUCAGAAUCACUUUUAUCACCAUCAUCUGCUGCAGGAGCACUUCACCGAAAAGAUGAUAGCAGAGAAAAAGGAAGAAGUAAAACAACAAACCUGGAAGACAUUGAAGAUGAAUCCCAAAAGCAGAAAAACAUAUCAGAAGGAUCUUCUUCUCCUCACAGGAAAAAUGCACCAAUCAACAGAUACGCUCUCGCUGGUGCCAUUUUGGCCUCCACCAACUCUGUUCUACUAGGCUAUGAUAUUGGGGUAAUGAGUGGAGCAGCGCUUUUCAUCAAAGAAGACCUGAAAAUCACAUCAACCCAAGUUGAAAUCUUGGUUGGUUCUCUAAAUGUCUGUUCCUUAAUCGGUUCUCUAGCUUCAGGCAAGACCUCAGAUUGGAUAGGGAGGCGCUACACCAUAAUCCUCGCCGCAGCCACUUUCCUAAUCGGCGCUAUCUUAAUGGGACUUGCCCCAUCAUAUUCAUUCCUCCUCGCUGGGAGAUUAAUAGCCGGAAUUGGCGUCGGCUACUCCCUAAUGAUCGCUCCGGUCUACGUUGCUGAGCUUUCCCCAACUCUAACCCGCGGAUUCCUCACCUCCCUCCCUGAGGUCUUCAUCAAUAUCGGAAUCUUACUCGGUUAUAUCUCUAAUUACGCUCUCUCGGGCCUCCCUGAAACUUUAAACUGGAGACUUAUGCUAGGAUUUGCGGCGAUUCCGGCGGUGGUCGUCGCGAUCGGGGUCUUGGCGAUGCCGGAAUCGCCUCGGUGGCUGGUAAUGCGAGGACGGAGAGCCGAGGCGAGGCGGGUCCUAGUCAAAACCUCGGAGACGAAAGAAGAAGCCGAACUAAGAUUGAGCGAAAUCGUCGAAGCGGCGUCGUUUUGCGGUGGUGCUUCUUCGAGCAGUGCAUGGCAAGGAGAAGGGGUUUGGAAAGAGAUGAUUUUCAGACCUUCGAGACAGCUUCGACGGAUCCUGAUAGCCGCAAUUGGAGUCAAUUUCUUCAUGCAAGCCUCGGGAAACGACGCCGUUGUAUACUACAGCCCUGAGGUGUUCAGAGACGCUGGCAUCGAGAACAGGAGACAGCAAGUCGGAGUGACCGUCAUAAUGGGCCUUGCCAAGACCUCAUUCGUUUUAAUUUCGGCCUUUUACUUGGACAGGUUUGGGCGGCGGCCGCUUUUGUUAUUGGGCUCAAUUGGGAUGGCCUUGUCGCUAGCUGGGCUGGGCCUGGGCUCUAAGUAUCUCGAGUAUUCAAAUGAGAAGCCUGUUUGGGCUAUAGCGCUUUGCGUUGUAGCUGUCUGUUCAGCGGUUUCGUUCUUCUCUAUUGGGCUUGGGCCCAUCACGUGGGUGUACUCAUCGGAGAUUUUUCCAAUGAAGUUUCGAGCCCAAGGUUCUAGCUUGGCGAUCUCAGUGAAUAGAUUGGUUAGUGGGGUUGUGUCCAUGACAUUUCUAAGCAUCUCUAGGGAGAUAUCGUUUGGGGUAACUUUUUUUGCUCUGUCUGCAAUAAUGGUAGUUGGUACGGUUUUCUUUUACCUCUUUUUACCUGAAACCAAAGGGAAGAGCUUAGAAGAGAUUGGGACUCUAUUUGAGGAUCAAGUAGAAAAUGACAACUACAAGCCCCUUCUUUCUUGAUUCAAUAUCUUGUUUAGAGAAAUGUAAAGGGUCUUAGUCACACUGCAAUAUCUUGUUCAUAAAUUAUCAUAGUAAUAGUCAUAGUUUAUUGUUUAAAUUUUUUAUUCAACAUUGGUCUAGCCCAAGCUAGUGGUUGAUGGAGGAAUCAAGCAAUGUUGGAUUAUUAUUAUUUUUUAUGUAAGAAUAAUAACAUUGUCAUUUAAAAAAAAUUAUUCCAUUAAAUGUGAUUUAAUUUUAAUCACGAUCAUAUCA